CGGGUUAAGUAAAUAGUUUGUUGCAAAAUAUUCUUGAAUUUAGAUUUGUGCUGUUAGAGAAUUAUGGCUUACAAUCAAGGAUAUGGACAACCAGGGUAUGGAAGUCAGGCCGGUUAUGGAGUUCAACCACAAGGUGGAGGUCUUGAAAUGGGCCACGGUCCAUAUCCAUCAAUCGGAGCCGGUGGCACUGUUUCCCCACAAGUUCAGCAAUGGUUCCGUGCAGUGGACAAGGAUCAGUCCGGAUACAUAACUGCUUCAGAGUUAAAAGCAGCGCUAGUGAACGCUCAGGGUCAAACUUUUUCAGAAACAGCAUGCAAUUUAAUGAUUGGUAUGUUCGAUAAGGACCGUUCAGGACACAUAAAUCUUGAAGAGUUCGAUAAACUGUAUACGUAUAUAAAUCAAUGGUUAGCAGUCUUUAAAACAUACGAUACAGAUCAAUCUGGUCAUAUCGAUGAACCAGAGCUUUCUAAAGCUCUGACUCAAAUGGGAUUUCGGUUCUCACCAGAUUUCAUCAGCUUUUUAAUCAAAAGAGCGGAUUCGAAAGAAGGAAAAAUAUCGGUUGACCAAUUUAUCGUUUUAUGUGUACAAAUCCAACGUUUUACUGAAGCUUUCAGAGUGAGGGAUACUCAACAAAAUGGAACUGUCACAAUCGCAUUCGAAGAUUUUCUUAACGUAGCUCUUAGUUGCUCUAUUUGAAAAUGGUUAAAAAAAUUGCGUUUAACUAUUGACACAAAUGCCAGUUUUGCAUUGAAGACAAUUAUAUGAAUAUAUAAAUAAAGCAGAGACAAACACUCAAGCAUUCCAUAAUAUUGUUAGUUAAAGGCAGACAGGUCAAUAUAAUUUGUCAAUAAAAAAAAACCCGCUGAAGUUAUUUCAUACUGUAGGUCAGCCAACAGCAGCUUUUACUUUAAUAUUUUUAAAUAUGAAUAUCAUUCAGUUUGCUCAAUCACAUUAUAGUAUAAGUACUCAACUAUAGUUCGAUUUCGCGAUUUCCGCAGGUUGCCCACCCCUGCUCUAGGAAAGCAAAGCAUCAGUUUUAAUCGCAAAACAAAAUAGAAUUAUCUCUGUUCAAAUCUCUCUCCCGUCGACAUAUAAUGGUGGUAGGUUCAAAUCGGACACUUUUCUUUGAACGAAUGCUAUUUGCCAGCAGUUAACAUUUUCACAUUACCAUACAAAUAUAAAUAAUGUCUAUUAUAUUUUAUAAGUUUGCAAUGUGUGAACAUUUUUUUACCCCACAGUUUAAGAUAUUUUUAUAUUUUUCUUCUUUAUUUCCGAUGUAAAUUUAUGUAUUCCGAUGUAAUAUACUUUUUUCCAUCUAUAUGUGUAACCUAAGGUACGUAGAAGGUAAUUAUUUGUGACCUAUGAGCAAUAAAAGUGAUCCAUUCAUUACAGGAUACUGGCAAAUCCAUAAGGAAAUUGUACCUAGUAGUUAGAUUAAUUUAUAUCUUAUAUUUGGAAUAGCAUAUUGUUUCAUGACUAUCCUAAUAUAUUACAGUUAAAAAUUAGUUUUUUAAUAGAACGCGAUUUCUUAUUAGAGCUAUUUUUAACUAAAUGCCUUCGUUAAAACUAGAAUUAAAGAAUGCCAAAAAAUGUAUAUCAGUUAUCAAGUAGUUCUGAAACUGUUUAAAGAACAUUACGUAUUUAUUUUUGACAAUCAAUAGAUGGCGCUAAUAUGAUGUUAGAUUCUGAUGCACAAUACCAUCCAAUAAUAAUGAUUUACUGAUCGCAUAAUGAUUCGAUCCAUACCACCGACGGAUAUACCCAAAAUAUAUAACCAUGACAAUAAAAAAAUGAGAAUACGAUUUAGGUUCUGACAUCAUACAAUGUGUCAAUUAAUAAUAAUAUUUUACCCAAAAGGGAAGUCACAAUGUACAUAAAUCAGUUGUAGUAAGUAAUAUUAAUAAUAUUAAUGUCGGAUAAAGUAAUGGCUAUAAUUAAAAGCUGUUCAUGUUUGAAUUUUAUGGAAAUAUUUUUUAUAUUAUAAUUAAUAAAAUCAGCUUCUGCAAUUG
Messenger RNA from Diatraea saccharalis (sugarcane borer), 2009 nucleotides. The record is from the annotation of a GenBank genome assembly. NCBI's taxonomy places the organism in Eukaryota, Metazoa, Arthropoda, Insecta, Lepidoptera, Crambidae.